Molecule: messenger RNA, 2750 nt
Organism: Octopus sinensis (East Asian common octopus)
Lineage: Eukaryota; Metazoa; Mollusca; Cephalopoda; Octopoda; Octopodidae
Product: transmembrane protein 184B-like
Exons: 9
Coding region: 1021-2559 (512 amino acids)
Biological process (GO): transport
Molecular function (GO): transporter activity
Source: RefSeq, a predicted model, not a curated record
CCUCACUGUUGCUCUCUUUUCCAUUCAACCAAGGCUGCAAACCGCUUUUCGACCAGAAGAACCAACUUCGUUUUCACGGCUCUGACAAAACGCCUGCUGUCUGUUCCAUUGGUUUCCCGUAAACUUGGCCAUUCUCGGGGCUGAAACCCUGUCUAUGCUCUUACUCACAGUCGCAAACACGCAUGCAGACACCUGCAGCAUGCAUACUUUGUUGCGUAUAUAAUCGUACACCAAAUCUACAUACUCUUACAAACACCUCUCACACCCCGUACACUCGCAUUCGCAUCCGUAUGGACACUCGACACACAGACGGGUCGCAUCCGUAAUCACACUGCAUGUGUAUGUUAUACGCUCAUCACACACACAUACAAUAGACACAGACGCACAUAACCACCCACCGACAAGCAAACAAAAUUACUCUCUCUCUCUCUCUAACUCACACACACACGCACACACACACACACAUACAUACACACACGCAUACAUAUUGACGUCACACCUACCGUCAUAUAUACCCACGUACAAGCACUGAUGCCGUUUACAUAGUCACAUGUACACGUACACACACAUAUGCACUCCCAUACGUGUCCAUACAAAUCCACAUUAACAUAGUCCAACAUAAACCCACAUUGACAUGCACGUAUAUACACAUACGCAAAAUCCCAUACACAUAUGCAUAAUACAAAAGCACACUGAUGCCAACUACAUAGUCACACACAUGAACCAUACAUAUAUACACACAUACACAAAACUGGAUUAACGCCAGCUACAUAGUUACACACACACACACAUCUACAUACAUAAACUCAUGUGCACACACCUAUAUACACGUUGAUGUCACAUAGUUAUACAUGUACAAACACAACUUCCUUCGCCCUCUCAUAUUAUAUACACCAAUAAACAUACCCUCACAGACUAGGCUGAUGGAGAUCCACAAGGACUUGCCUUCCUGGAGGUAUUUCGCUUCUUUAUGGUCAACCUGACAACCCAGUAAGUCAAAGUGGUUUUGAAAUCCAUUUGAUGACAAACAACACUACUGCUCUCUUCCCUGAAGCAAUCCCUUCAAACAUUUCUAGUGUCCCCCUUACUAUGUUCGUUAGCACAGUGGCAGCAGCAGCAGCAAAGACAAAUACCACAACCUCCACCACAACAGCAGCAGCAGCAGCAACCACAACGACCACAACAGCAGCAGCAUCAGCAACAACAACAAUAGCAGCAGCAGUAGCAGUAGCUGCCGCAUCAUCCGUACCAGCUGUGUUAUCAAACUUCAAUGCAACAACAACAAAUAUUACCCCAGAAAGAAUGAGCACGCCAGAUUCCCUUAUAAGCAACACCACCGACAAUGUCACUCGGUUACAGCCAUUAAUCUUUCUCCAGACAACUGCUGCUCAAGGAAUCGCAGGCACGUUUGCCUUUGCAUCUAUUUUAAUUACUGUCUAUCAGAUAUAUCUCCACUUACGUUACUAUUCUUGUCCCAAUGAACAACUAUGGAUUGUACGUAUCCUCUUCAUUGUCCCCAUCUACUCAUUCGACUCCUUCCUCAGUCUUAUGUUCUUCAAUAAUGACAGUUAUUACGUCUACGUAGACAGUAUAAAGUAUUGUUAUGAAGCUUUUGUCAUUUACAAUUUCCUGAGUCUCUGCUAUGAGUACCUUGGUGGUGAGAGCUCUAUUAUGUCUGAAAUCCGAGGAAAACCAAUUCAGUCCAGCUGGAUGUGGUGUACCUGCUGCCUCGCUGGUCGACAGUACACUAUAGGUUUUCUGCGCUUUUGUAAGCAAGCUACUUUACAGUUUUGUAUCAUCAAACCUGUUAUGGCUGUUAUAACUUUGAUUCUACAGUCUUUUGGACUCUACAAGGACGGUAAUUUUUCACCAGCUAGUGGUUACUUGUAUAUUACAAUCAUUUAUAAUAUUUCAAUAACAUUGGCACUUUAUGGAUUGUUCCUGUUUUACUUUGCUACCAAAGAACUAUUGAGUCCAUUUGAACCUGUCUUGAAAUUCUUUACUGUUAAAUCAGUAAUCUUUCUGUCUUUCUGGCAAGGAGUGGUUCUUGCUGUUUUUGAAAAGGCUGAUUUGAUCAGUCCGAUCUUCUCUGAAGACGGUAUCCUUAAAGCGGGUGUGGGUACAGUGUCAGCUGGCUGGCAGAACUUUCUCAUCUGCAUUGAGAUGGUAUUUGCCGCCAUUGCACUGCGCUUUGCAUUCCCACACAUGAUCUACAGUUCUGGCCCCUCAUCAACCCAUGGUCGCACGGUGUCGCUGCAGAGCAUUUCGAGCAGCCUGAAGGAGACGAUGAAUCCACGCGACAUUAUGCAGGAUGCGAUACACAACUUCCACCCACAGUAUCAGCAGUAUACUCAACAAGGGAUGAAGAUCCCACAUGAAGAAGAGGGCACUGAGCCCAGCUGGCCAUAUGACCAGCAGUAUCCUUAUCAACAGCAGACUCCUUAUCCGAAUGGGGCCAUCCCAACUUCCAGGCCGCUGCCACCGACCGGAGCCACUCCAAACAAGAUGAAAUUCAAUGAAAAAACUACACUUUUGAGCUCAGACGAUGAAUUUCAGUGAUGACAAGGCAACUGACUUGACGACAACUUUACAUUUCAAACCAAUAAUGACAAGAAACCAAACUGUCAAGAUCAAACAGUUUGUUUUUUACUGGGGUUGUACGUUAGAGUUUGUUUUUUCUCUUCAGUAACUUUGGAAUCAGUGAAGUUCCAAACGUGAGUGAUACAGAUGUGGAAAUAAAAGAAAAUGUU